CCGGUCUAACGUAUUAUGCAGAUCCGUGCCGGACGUUGUGAAAACGAAAGUAGAUUAUGCCUUCACACCCACACACAGAGCCUUAGGCAACAGGCACGAUGAUUGGGUAUGGAGAGAUAAAGGUUCAUCACAACUGGGCUAUAAAUGCCACUUCACACAGGGAAUGUGCUUUAUUUGAAAGAGUUCCCAGAAGAUGGACAGGGACAUCAAAGAACUUCUGCGACAAAGGAGAAGCCCCAUAGCAAUAAGGAACCAGUUAAGAGGAGGACGGCCCUUCCAUCCCUACAAAAGGAAUGGUGAUGUGGAUCUUAGAGACAGAAAAAUAGGAAAUGCCAGAGGAGGCCCUGGAAGAGGGAGAGGCCAUUAUGGGAUGGGACACGGAACCGGGUUUGCCAAUUAUUCCAAACGGAACUCUUGUGAACAUGCCACCUUCAAUCGUGGAGUCAAGAUGAAUAAGGAAGUUGACCUGACUUGUGUAGGCCAAGUGGACUUGAAGAGAGAAGCAUUACAGGGAGGGUGCUUUGACCAUGCUGUUUGUAGCCAAGGCACUGUCUCACACAGUGGUGUCAAUGAGCGAGCAUCUAGAGUCACUAAUCGCCGUGUUGGUCAUGGGACUCAUUAUGAGAAACAGAAAGGUGACCAAACUGACUUGCAGAGUGACGUGUUAAAAAACAUUGUGAAAGAAGUGCACUUCAGCUGCCUUGACAGCCAUAGCCGAGGCCCUGUCACAGACACCAACAGAGGUGUCCGUGAGAGAGCAUCCAGAAAAGUCUCCACUGAUCGCCGUGUUGCUCAUGGGACUCAUGACAAAAAGAAAGAUAACAUAAUGGACUUGAAGAGUGAAGUCUUCAAAAUGAUUGUGAAGGACCUGCAUCCACCACACCUAGUUGAAGAAGCUGGAUUCAGAGCCUUGUUAAAUGUCCUUAAUCCAUCUGGUCAGAUCCCAUCUAAUGCCUCUUGGGCUCGUUCACAACUUCAAAAAAUGUAUGAAGACAAAAAGGCGGAAGUGAAAAAGGCUUUAAGCUGCUCAGAGUGCAUUGUGUUGACAGCCGAAAUGUGGCAAAGGUCAUCGGAGAACCACCUGACAGUUAGCUGCCACUUUCUGGAUGAGAAAUGGAGGCGGAAAUCCUACAUUCUUGAAACCACACGCCUCUUUAAAGGACACUGCGCUGACAGUAAUGUGGCCAGAAUUGCCAGCACAUGGGGUAUAGACAAGAAGAUUAGCGUUGUCGUAUCCAACUUGGCUAACAUGAAGGAGCCCUUUCAUAAAAGGGGGUGGUUCGACAUGCCCUGUUUUGCCCACAUCCUCAAUGCCAUGUUCGAGACGGCGACUAAAUCUGUCUGGGGAGACCAGUGGAAGGACCUGCUGAAGAAAUGCAACGACAUUUUGGACAACAUUAACGGAGAUCAAGGAGCAGCAAAAACAGUCAAGGAGCAUCAGGUACAUUCAAAAUCAGCAACUAGGCCACUACACUGGCCUGUAGAUGAAAAAUGGCCCUCAACCUUAAAUAUGCUGGAGAGAAUCUUAGAACAAAAUGGCACCAUCAAAGCCAGCCAUAUUAGCCAUGCUGAGAGUGAAAUCUGGAUUAAUGCUGAGGAUGAUAAGAGGAUCAAAGAAGCUGUUGCAGUACUUAGACUGUUUAAAGAUGCCAUGCAACAUCUAGGGAUAGGCUACCAUUCCAUUUCAGAGAUAAUCCCUCUGUUGGUGAAAACUCAUGGCAAACUGACCAAAGUCAGUAGUAAUAUAGGGAAAGAGAUUGCGAAAAAAUGUGAGAGGCGUAUCUUCGAGAUGAAACAGAGCCGCUGGUUGACCUUCAGCACAGUUCUGGACCCAAGAUUCAAAUUGUUUCCAUUUGCUGAUCAACCUGAGAGCAAAAAAGCUGACAUUGUAGAUGAAAUGAAGAAGCUCAACUCACCCGGACAUUGUCAAAAAGGCUCGUCCCGAGGACUACAACAAGACUUUCAAUCAGUCUUAGAAUGUUACCUACAACAGGAGCCUCUGCGUAAACAGAAGAACCCACUUGAAUUCUGGAGAGUUCAAACAAACCUAACUGCUCUGAUCCCACUGGUUCGCAAAUACCUUACAGUGGUUUCCAUAGCGCUUCCGUCUGAGCGUGCCUUUAGACCAGACGUCUACAAAAGACAAAACAUGAAGCGCAGCUGCCUGCAACCAGAAGAUGUCAAUAUGAUGCUCUUUCUGCAAGGAAACCUCACAGUAGGCCACUGAUGCUGCUUUGGCAGGGAAUACCUUACCAAAGGCUAAAUACCCAUCCCUACAAGGAAGGAAAAUCUCACAGUAGCAUAUAAUCUCCCUUCAUGCACUUGUAUUAUGACCGCCGCUAGCGUAGCUAGAGAAGCGGUCAUAUAGCGAUUGUCAAAGUUUUUUUUUCCCGUCAUCUAAUUCUUGGUCAACGAUACCAGGGUCACCGAAACACCAGGCACAUAAAAUUUGGUGGGCAUGUAGCCCACUAGACUUUUACGGAAAUGUUUUGUUUGUUUUUUUCCUAAAUAACUACCUGAACUGUGGCACAGAGGAUGAAGACAUAAGGGCCCACAUCAACCUAGCCCAUAAUCACUUAUUUCUGAUUGCAAUAUUCUGCUUUAAUUGCCCCCAUAUUCCCUUGAGAUGCUCAGAACUGCACAAAAUUUCAUGUGUAUGAUUAACCUGACAUUAUAGGGGUAUGCCAAGUUUCGUGUUAUUUCAUCCAUGGGGGUUAUAAAAUAAAUCAAUUUGUGUGCACAUUUAGUGAUUGUACACUCAUCGGCCUGUAGAUGGUGGUGUUGAGUGAAGGGUGCUUGGACAUGCUUGGUUUUUACUGCAGGUAGGCUACUAAUCUUUCACCAGCUUGAUGUUAUAUCCAUAGGUAAAAUAAUGUUAACGUUUGCAUAAGUUGAUUGAUGGAGGCUAGUUUAAUUGUUGGUGUAGUUGUGAAACAUAAACACGGUUAUACCAAGCAAAUUGGUAACAGCACUGUAAUUGACCGAUCCCAAGCCACGCCCCCUUUUGCUAUGUCACAAUGAGGACUUCGGAGGACCUCGGUCAAUUUUGAAUUUUCUAGUGGCCAUUCGGUAUGACAAUACGCCAGUUAUGCGAAUGCUAUAAUGCUUCUUUUGCGAGUAGCUUAAGUAACUAAAUAACUAAAGAGCUCAAAAAGGUUCAAAGAUAAGCCUGGGAUACUUGUAGAAGUGACAUCCGAUAUCCUGACCGUGUGAAACGUUAACACACAUAGGCCUAACUUUGGAUAGGCUGCUACGUUUCAGUAAAGAAAUCUGAGUGUGUACGAAAAUGUUCCCUUUAUUUGUGUUCAUAACUAGGCUACACACAAAAACAUAACUAAAUCUGGUGAUGAAACGACAACAUAAGCCUACGCAAAAAAAUAUACCUACCUUGCAGGAACUGAACUCGCAUAUUCAUACGAUUGGAAGACGCGCAAAAGAAUACACCUUCAAUCACGUAUCGCCUUACAUACAACAAGAAUACUUUCAGCUUUGCUACCUUGCCAUGUUUAACUUGGGAUAGAAGACUGUUCACAGAAAUAAGCUAAUGAUCAUUUUUUCAACAAACGCAAUAAUAGCCUAUACUGCG
This is a messenger RNA of Alosa alosa (allis shad), 3586 nucleotides long. RefSeq lists its product as uncharacterized. Bases 194 to 2227 code for a protein of 677 amino acids. The transcript is spliced from 7 exons. The record is from RefSeq and is a predicted model, not a curated record. Gene Ontology annotation, molecular function: protein dimerization activity. Lineage: Eukaryota; Metazoa; Chordata; Actinopteri; Clupeiformes; Clupeidae.